Paramuricea clavata is the source of this 389-nucleotide messenger RNA. The record is from the annotation of a GenBank genome assembly. Lineage: Eukaryota; Metazoa; Cnidaria; Anthozoa; Malacalcyonacea; Plexauridae.
AUGGCGGAGAACGCUGUUAGUCAAGCUCUUAAAAAGAUUGAAAUCUUUGUUGAGGGCUUUCUUUCGUCCCCAAAUGUUGAUUCGUAUGGACUGGUGGAGUAUUUAGUCGCUGAUGAGGGGAAAUUAAAGUGGUUGGGCUCUCUGGAGGACUUGAAAUUGUUUACAGAAUCUUCGCUUCGCAUCGACGGUAGAUGGUCAUCACCGGGUGGCAACGCCAAAAAAUUUACGCUCAAAUCAGUCGAACCUGAUCAGCAGUUUGGCUUCGUUUGGUAUUGCAGAAAGCAGAAUACGAUAGUGUUUCAGGGCGAUCCUGAGAGGGUUGAAGCAGCGAAAUCAAAACUUAUAUCGAUUGCAAACAAACAUGUAAACAAAGAGACUACAUCGAUCGG